Molecule: messenger RNA, 1589 nt
Organism: Drosophila suzukii
Lineage: Eukaryota; Metazoa; Arthropoda; Insecta; Diptera; Drosophilidae
Product: probable DNA replication complex GINS protein PSF3
Source: RefSeq, a predicted model, not a curated record
UUGAGCGUUUCGCGGCGGCGGGUUACGAUGCGUGGCGCGUUGUAUCUUUAUUAUUAAUUAUUUGUUGUUGUUGUUUAUACUCUGUACCGUUUUAUUUCCCAUCGCAUCGCUCGUGUGUGUGUGCGCGCGUGUGUCUGUGUCUGUGCGUGUGCCUAUGCGUUUUGCCCCCCAAAUCCCCCAAAACGCCUCACCACCACCCCCCCUCUAACCACUCUGCCGAGAAAAACCCCCCGAAAAUCAAGAAGAAGAAGAGGAAAGAUUACUCCACAAAAGGCAAAACUUCGAAACGCGAGUGUGUGCUAGUGAAAGAUAUAUAAAUUAGAGCCUUGCAACAUGCGGCGGCAGAUGAAGUUUGUUCGGUUUCAGAUCAAAACAAAAUCAUAGGAUAUAUCGCUAUAUAUACAGUACCAGUCAAUCAAUCAAUAUCGUGUGCAUUCAAAUUCCACAUCGUGCCUAAAACUGCAACUGCAAUUGCGCGCCCUCUCUCUCUCUCUCUUUCUCGCUAUAAAAAAUAAAAACACACAAAACGGAAACGGAAGUGCCAGUGACGUAAUACUCCCUAAAAAAACCCAGGAGAAUCCCUCCCACAACCUUCCCCUCAAGAUUGUGCAACAAAAACAAAGCCAAUUUCCGUACACCAUUCCCGUGCAAUAUGCUGAAUGCCAUGAUUUGGCCAUGGCUGACAGUGCGUAGCAAGAGUAUUUACAUAACUGGCCAAACCAUUUUGUACAUCAAAGUGUUCAAGCGUAGGGCCUGAAUAAAAGACGCAUAUUGAAAAUAACAGAUGAACGUUUCCAAGGCAGCGACAGUUCGAAUCGAUGAGAAACAGAUUGCGCCUAAAUGUCUUCCGGAAUUAAUUGUCGUGAAAUUUUCGUAUUUUUGGAAAUUUUGAUUUGGAAUCAAGCAAAACAGAGAAAUCGACAAAACAAUGAGCAUAGCAACAACAAAGGCAGCAGCAGCAGCAACAAUAAGGAAACCAGCAGCAACAGCAGCAGCAACAACAACAGCAACAAGCAACACAAUAAAAAUCACAGCAACCGUAGAAGCAGCAGCAACAACAACAACAACGCAGUGAAAGUGAUAAAGCAGCAGCAGCAGCAACAACAACAACAACAACUGCCCAAAGCAACCAAAAACAAAAACUACAGCAGCAACAACAAUAGCAGCAACAGCAACAACAACAAUCUGCACAUACUGCAAAAGGGUUAAAGUUGCAAGUUCGAUUUAAAUAGAUAUUAUAAAAUCAUAGAGAAUUGCUUUAAAUAAACGAUAACGAUAACGAUAGCGAUAGAUAACUAAAACAAGUUUAAUACAUACGCGAACAAGUGUCUUAUUAACAAAUAGUUUGAUAAACAAAACAAAAAAAAAAACAGACAAAUAAGCAGAUAAUUAAGCGGCAGCAGCAGCAACAUAUAACAUCAGAUCCAAACAACAUCAACAAUUUAGUACCUACAGGCCUGACAACGUUAGAUCAUUAUAUACAUACAUAUAGAUAUAAAAUAUAUAAAAUAUAUAUACACAUAUAUAUCGAUUGGCAAGCCCCUCACACACCGCCCCCCCGCCCCCGUCUCACAAAAACAAAAACAAAA